Molecule: messenger RNA, 1602 nt
Organism: Ogataea philodendri
Lineage: Eukaryota; Fungi; Ascomycota; Pichiomycetes; Pichiales; Pichiaceae
Exons: 1
Coding region: 1-1602 (533 amino acids)
Biological process (GO): protein sumoylation
Molecular function (GO): zinc ion binding; SUMO ligase activity
Source: RefSeq, a predicted model, not a curated record
AUGGACCCUCCACAAGAGAAAAGCAAAAAAGUCCCUUCUGUUACUCUUCGGCUCUCUGCAGAACCCGAAAAGAAAGAGUUGGGUGACGAGAGCGACUCUUUUUCUGAUUUCUGCGACCCGGAAGAUUUGGACGAAAUUGUCUCCAGAGCCCAUAUAGACCGGCAAAAAAGACACGAAAAACGCACCUCUCCAAAAUCGUUUAUCGUCACGCUGAAACUUCCCAAGCCGCUCCUGGCGCUUGCAAGUCAACCGUCCGCUUCCUCACUCGCAUCCGACCCAAGUUCGCUCGCCAAAUCCGCACCUUUCCUUGACCCACAGUUCGACCGUUUUUCCCAUGUCAGCCUUGUUCGAGACCACAUUGUUGUGCUUGAUCAGAUCCUCUCCGACCCAUCCAUCCCUGAAGAUCUCAGUCGUUCGCUCAGAGAGCUCCAUGGAAGUCUUUGGUUGCAAGUUUCGACCAUGGAUACAUACUCCUUGUAUCAGCUCUUGAUUCAACUACAAAAACAAAUCUCGAGGUUCAAAGACUUCCAAGGGAUGGUCAAGUCGUCUGAUGAGACGUCUAUUGACCCGGUACUGUCGCUUGCAUCGUCAAGUCCCGCAUACAGCUCGCCAUCGGCUAUGGUUCCGAAAACCGUUGCUGGUGACAGUUACGUGCAAAAUACGUCGCUACCGACCUCCACAGUCUCGGCUGCCAAGCCCAAGAAUACACGUCGGCACAAAUCUCCUGUUCAAAGUACGCUCACCGGGCUCUAUAGAACAAAAAGGAAACCAGUUCCGGAUGCAGACGAUGAUCUACUCGAGGAAUCAAUGAUUCUCUCUUUGAACGAUCCGCUCUCAGGCAAAAAAUUCAAGACUCCACUGCGCUCGCGCUACUGUUCGCACAUCGAGUGUUUUGACCUAGACAGUUUCAUGCAGAUGAAUAACCUUGAACCUUUUGGUUUGAGUGUGCGCAAAAAAUCAAGCAAAAUAGACGUGACGGAAAUCCUAAGUGACACCAAAAGGCGGCCUUUAAAUCCGGAUCAGCAUAACAAGAGAACAACGUUAUUUCAAUAUAAGGCACAGUUACGCCAAAACAAGACCCAAAAGAUACCCAACAAUAGUUUGGAGUAUUUUAAUUGUCCGAUCUGCAAGCUAGAAUUUAGCAUUCGUGUUCCAGGCGAUUUGUAUAUAAUAGGGGAUCUGCAGGAGAUCAUAGAGCAACUUGAUUCAAACUCCAAUAUCAGCAAGAUUCAGAUUUUCCAGGACGGUAAUUGGGCGUUUGUGGAGGAACAGCAAACGAAACAGGUGACUAGUACAGAGAUUGUGGAGCUCGACGAUCUCGACAGUUCUGAAGAAGAGCGUGAAAUCCAAAAAAUCAAGGUAGAGAAAAUCGAUUCAAAGGAGGUCCCAAUUCCAGCUCCUGUGGAGGACUUUGGUCUAACCGACGAAGAUCUUUUUGGACCUUCGGACGACGAAAUUGAGCAGGAGAUUGACCGGAUUGUAGACCAGGUCAUAUCAAAGGACGACAUGGCAAAAGCUUAUCGCCCUGUCAACAGACAAAUCAAUGAACCAGUCUUCUUCACCGGAAAUGGAGAUCAAGAAGACCCAUUUGUGAUCGACUGA